Messenger RNA from Serpula lacrymans var. lacrymans S7.9, 1571 nucleotides. RefSeq lists its product as uncharacterized. Gene Ontology annotation, biological process: L-methionine cycle. The transcript is spliced from 13 exons. Gene Ontology annotation, molecular function: adenosylhomocysteinase activity. Bases 1 to 1293 code for a protein of 430 amino acids. Gene Ontology annotation, cellular component: cytosol. Lineage: Eukaryota; Fungi; Basidiomycota; Agaricomycetes; Boletales; Serpulaceae. The record is from RefSeq and is a predicted model, not a curated record.
AUGGUUUUCAAAGUUGCUGAUGUUUCUCUCGCUGCCUUUGGGCGUAAAGAGCUCGAUAUCGCUGAGAAUGAAAUGCCAGGUCUCCUUUACAUGAGACAGAAAUACGGCGCUUCGAAGCCUUUGACCGGCGCUCGCAUCGCUGGAUGCCUUCACAUGACUAUCCAGACUGCAGUUUUGAUCGAGACUUUGACGGCUCUCGGUGCCGAAGUCUCUUGGUCAUCAUGUAACAUUUUCUCGACCCAGGACCAUGCCGCCGCUGCUAUUGCUGCGACUGGUGUCCCCGUGUUCGCCUGGAAGGGUGAGACCGAAGAGGAAUAUUUGUGGUGCAUCGAGCAAACUCUCAGUGCCUUCUCCGGCGGACAACCCCUCAACAUGAUCCUUGAUGAUGGAGGUGACCUCACCAACCUUGUCCACGAGAAAUACCCCCAGUACUUGAAAGGUAUCCGUGGUGUUUCUGAAGAGACCACGACUGGUGUCCACCACUUGUACAAAGCAUUCAGGGAAGGAAAAUUGAAAGUCCCUGCCAUUAACGUCAACGAUUCUGUAACGAAAUCCAAGUUCGACAACUACUACGGUUGUCGCGAGUCGUUGGUUGACGGUAUCAAGCGAGCAACCGACGUUAUGCUUGCCGGUAAGGUCGCUGUUGUUGCCGGUUACGGAGAUGUUGGCAAAGGAUGUGCCGAAUCUUUGAGGUCCUACGGUGCUCGGGUCUUGAUCACUGAGAUCGACCCGAUCAACGCCCUUCAAGCUGCUAUGGCAGGCUACGAAGUUACCACGAUGGAUGAUGCUGCGUACCGCUCGAAUGUUUUUGUUACCACUACCGGUAACCGUGACAUCAUCACUGCCCAGCACUUUAACGCGAUGCCCGAAGAUGCUAUCGUUUGCAACAUCGGUCACUUUGACAUCGAAAUUGACGUGGCCUGGUUGAAAGCCAACGCCGUCCAAGCUGUCAACGUCAAGCCUCAAGUUGAUCGCUUCACCAUGGCUUCUGGCCGUCACAUUAUCCUCCUUGCUGAGGGUCGUCUUGUUAACUUGGGAUGUGCGACCGGUCACCCUUCCUUUGUCAUGUCUUGCUCUUUCACGAACCAGGUGUUGGCUCAGAUUGCGUUGUGGACCACCCCAGAAAAAUUCCCUCUUGGUGUUCACAUCCUUCCCAAGGAACUCGACGAGGAAGUCGCUCGUGCUCACCUUGCACAGCUCAAUGUCAAGUUGACGGAACUUACUCAAACCCAAUCCACUUACCUUGAUAUCCCUGUCCAAGGUCCCUACAAGGCUUCCCACUACAGGUACUAAAUGCAGUGUAUUUAUUGUGCUGUCCGACGGCCUCAACGUGCCCUCGCUAGUCAAGACAGAACACUGGGACCUUCAACGUCCUUCUUGGGUGGAUGUUAUAUGUAUGGAAGAGUCUCAACGCUCUUAGGUUAUCUGUGUCAUUGUUGUCGCAGGAUGAUCCGUCCCGGGCCCCCUGAAGGUGAGGAGGUGGUGGGAGGUGGUGGUUUAUCAACGUUUGCAGUUCUCAUGGGCCUCAACGAGCCCCCUUCAUCAUUUACAUGCACUUCUACAUUUGCAAU